Molecule: messenger RNA, 336 nt
Organism: Fonsecaea pedrosoi CBS 271.37
Lineage: Eukaryota; Fungi; Ascomycota; Eurotiomycetes; Chaetothyriales; Herpotrichiellaceae
Exons: 2
Coding region: 1-336 (111 amino acids)
Source: RefSeq, a predicted model, not a curated record
AUGCCUGUCAAAAGCAACGGCUCCAAUGCGGGCGGUUCCAAAACUGGCGGCUCCAAUACAGGUGGCUCCAAUACAGGCAGUUCCAAUGCAGGCGGCUCCAAUGCGGGCGCUACCAUCAGCUAUCGGUUCACGUACACGACCUGUCCCCUCCACGAAUACAGCAAGAUCAGCGCCGUCGACGGCCGCGGCCCGAUCUGGUUCUGCGAGAAGUGCACCCGCGUCCACACCGUCGUCUGGCAGUGCACCUUGUGCGGCCACAACCCCUGCCCCAGCUGCCAGCACGACAGCCCGCAGGUGGACGGGAUCGAGGCGACCAACCGGACAAGGUACCGUUAG